Ceratosolen solmsi marchali is the source of this 438-nucleotide messenger RNA. RefSeq names its product exit protein of rhodopsin and TRP A (gene Xport-A). The coding region runs from base 1 to 438 and encodes 145 amino acids. The record is from RefSeq and is a predicted model, not a curated record. Lineage: Eukaryota; Metazoa; Arthropoda; Insecta; Hymenoptera; Agaonidae. The transcript has 2 exons.
AUGAACGACAUACGAGAUAGUCGACAAGGCCCAAAGAAGCGCGUCGCUUUCAAAAGCAAAGAUAGCCUCUCCGAAGGUCAAAGGCAGCAGAAAAACGUCCCCAAGAAUUGUAAGCUGGACUCUAGUGAUGCCGAGGGGAAGCUGGUACAGGGAUUGACGCCAGUGGACGAGGAUGCCGAGAAUCAAGGUUUCAGCGAAUGGCUACAUUCAGGCCAUGGCAUUGAUACUAUGCGACUCUUCGUAAUCGCUAACUCGCUUCUCGUCUUCGUUACCGUUGCCUGGCCUCACAUGCAGAAAACCUAUGCGAUUCUAUACGAGUUUGUCUUCGGGGACGAUGAAAAUAUUUUCCUUUUCAUUCAAUAUGCUCCAAUUGGGCUUCACGAUACAUACACACAACGAACAAUGAGUCUAUGUGCUAUGUCCGUGCCAGCUAAUUAA